AUGUCUGGAGAAUGCAGCUUCAGCUCUGCGGGGGUGUACGACGGCAUCGUGUUCAGCCGGAUAUUCCAGAUCCUUUACAGAAAUGAGGAGAUUUCGGUGAAUGACUGUCUGCUCUUCAAAGUCCACCUGCUGCUGGACGGAGAGAAGGUGGAGGAAGCCUUGAGUGAGGUGGACUUUCAGUUGAAGCUGGAUCUUCAUUUCACUGACAAUGAGCAACAGUUGGCAGAGAUACUGACUGUCCCCUUGAUCAGCAGUCGCACCCUCAGCCUCCACUUCCACCCGCGGAGAGGCCUCCACCACCACGUCCCUGUCAUGUUCGACUACUUCCACCUGUCCGUCAUUUCGGUCUCCAUACAUGCCUCACUGGUUGCCUUACAUCAGCCGCUUAUCAGCUUUGCACGUACAGGGAAGGGCUCCUGGCUGGGGAAGAGCUCCCCAGAUAGCGCCAGCGACCCAUCUGCCAUGUCUGUAGAGAACCUUGUGUUCGGAGCUGGCUACUGCAAGCCUGUCAUCUCUGAGGGGAGCUUUUAUGUGCCCAGUGAAGACUGCCUGCAGAGAGCUCAUACGUGGCACCGAAGGCUCUGUCGCCUCCUGUUGGUGGCACACAGAGGCCUACACACGUACUACACUGCACUGAUGAAGGAAAUCCCACAACUCCAGCAGAUUCCACUAAUGUCAGAGGCGCUUCAUGUAGAAGAAACUCUCAACCAGCUCACAUUAGAGUUACAGCUGCAAGAGGGCCACGAGAAGGUAGCGGAGCAGAUCAGCAGGGACGUGAGCCAGCUCUGUUCCCAGCUGGCUGCUCUGUGGAGCAGCUUCCUGGAGGCUGCUGUGCACAGCCCCCACAUCCUGUCCUAUCUGGUCCAGGAGCACCACACGCUCAGGGUCAGGAGGUUCUCCGAGGCAUACUUCUUCACUGAACACCCCAAAGAGAUGUCUCUAACCUUUCAAGAGGAACUAAUCAACAGACAUGGCCAGAUAGCUACAGAGGUUCGGAGUUCAGACUACCUUACCAAGAUGCCUCCUCUACCAGUUGAGUGCCUGGACAUCGAUGGGGACUGGAACAGCCUGCCUAUUAUCUUUGAGGACAGAUAUGUGGAGUCUCCUCAAACAGAGUCGGUCUCACAUGUGCCAAUGACUGCAACUACUGAAACGCGGACCAGAUCAGAUCCAGCGAUCACUUCUUCCAAAAAUAUUUGUGGAAGCAGCCAGGGAGCCAGAUCACCAGCAAUACCCUUGGAUCCCUUGGACAGUGAUGACUGCAUGGACCUGCCCACAUAUGUCUCUCUUAUAGCAGAGCAGAGUAAGACCUGUCCCAAUAUCAGGAGCAUCCAGAGCCCCAUUCCUCCUGAGGACAGAGCUGAACUCCCUCCAGGAGAGGCAGAACACGUGAAGAGGCCAGCAGAAACACAAGAGGAAGUUGAGGAGAACUGCAGUCCGGGUCUGAGGCACCUCACAGUAAAGCCUUGUGAUGUAGAUCCAUAUAGAGGCGAAACCGUCCUGGUUCACACCUCAGGCGACAUCCCACUCACCGUCUCCACUAGCAACGGUGAUGAGACCCCUGUUCUUCAUGGAACAAAAAACACUGUCCCGCUUUCUGAUGCCACAAAGGAGAGCUAUGCAAGAGAGGAUGAAAACAAUAAAGAGGAGUCUGACAUUGCAAUGCCUUUAAAUCACUCCAUGGAUGGUGAGAGUGAAGACAUCCCUCUCAUCAACUUGCACCCAGCCUAUGUGCAUCCGGUUACGUCUCCCUUUUCUGGUGAUCUCAGAAAAGAGAUCACUCACCGCGGAGGCUUGGUCGGCUCCAAAAUCAUGAAGCGCUCAUCCUCUGUUAUUUCCGACUCAGGUAUCGAGAGUGAGCCCAGCUCGGUAGCGUGGCCCGUUGAGGCUAGUCUGCGUGGUCGGCCUCUUCUGGACUUCUCAAGUGAACGGGAAUUCCCACAACAGAUAGUGUGUCGGCACCCGGUUCACCGCAGCUCUCUGGAAGGGCUGCAGAUGCAGAGUAACGGCAGCCUUCCAAGCGCUGGUAUACAGGCUUCACUCACUUCCAUUAGCUCCCUGCCCUAUGAGGAGGACCAGCAGCAGAGGCAGCUCAGCAAACUGACCAAGUCGGUCUCAGCACCACAGAUAAGUAGCCCAGAAGACACAGAGGAGGACAAUGUGCUGCUCAGCCAGGAAGCAGUUACCAAGAGCUUAAUGCAACACCAGGACUCAUGUAACGUCACCUGCUCUUCUUUGAUCAGCAACCUGGAUUCAGAAACAUCACUAUUAGACACAAGUUCAGUCACAAAUCUUGACCAUAUUCUCAAGGAGAGUAUUAGUUUGGAAAAGUCAAAUGCAGACACGUGCAGACCCAAGACAGUUGUAGGUGGUGUGUCUGAAGUUUUGGAUCUGCAAGAGUCUGUAGAAAGCCCUCAUGUGAAGGAACGGGCUGUUAUUGGCAGCUAUGGGGAGAAUAUUAAUCUUCAAACACACAUCAGUGAAGUGAGCGCCUCAGUGGAGGAUGUGCAUCUCAUUGAAUCAGAAGCAGUGCCCCACAGCUGCGGAAAUAAACCGUGUAUGCAUGAAAGUGCAGCAGAUCAAGAGAGAAUUGACACUGGAGAUGAGUGCCAACCGCUCCAUCAGACUGAAGUGCUUACUGUUGAGUACCAGGAGGGUCUGGAUGUCUCCCAAACACCUCUCGAGCCCUCAAGGCUUCAGUUCUCCAACAACCUCUCCGACAGAACCACCGCCACACAGAGGCCCAGUGACCUUAAAGGGCUGAAAUCCAACGAUAUCAUAUCAUCUUUUGAACUGAAUGGGUUAUCAUCCAGUGAGAAAGAGCCUUUGGACUGCCCGACGAAGUCCUCUAAGAUCCCCAACUCUGGGCUGGCCUUUGUGAAUAAGAAGAUGGUGGAGGUGGUGAACAUGUCAGUGUCCUGUGCCCCGACCUGUCUGCCAUUUUCUUCUGUUCUAAGAGACUCUCCGUCCGUCAGUGGAAUGUCCACUCGCCAGACUACCUCUCCUAUAACCCAUCAGCCCCUGGGCUCCUUUGGCAUCAUCUCUUCAUCUUCACUCAACCCCCUCAACACGGAUGAUGACACCAACGAACGAAUGCUAAAUUUCUACAAGGCCAAAGAAGAGCUGUUCAAAGAGUUAAGUUUUCAGGCCAGCUUGUACAGCGACCUUCCUCUCCUGGCAUCAGAUCUGCCCUACUUUCCCCCAGAGGAGGACGAUGAGGAGUUUGAUGACGGCAUACACCUUGUGGUGUGUGUCCACGGGCUUGACGGAAACAGCGCAGACCUCCGUCUGGUGAAGACUUUCAUUGAGUUAGGGCUGCCGGGGUCCAGGCUCGACUUCCUCAUGUCUGAGAGGAACCAGAUUGACACAUUUGCAGAUUUCGACACCAUGACGGACAGGCUGCUGGAUGAGAUCAUUCAGCAUAUCCAGCUGUACAAUCUCACCAUUCGCAGGAUAAGUUUCAUCGGCCACUCUCUGGGGAACAUCAUCAUCCGCUCAGUGCUGACGAGGCCGCGGUUCCGCUGCUAUUUGCCCAAACUGCAUACUUUCCUCUCGCUGUCAGGCCCACACUUGGGAACACUCUAUAACAACAGCACGUUGGUCAGCACAGGCCUGUGGUUAAUGCAGAAGCUGAAGAAAUCCGGAUCCUUGCUGCAGCUCACCUUCAGAGAUCAUGUCGAUCCACGGAAAACAUUCCUCUAUAUCCUGAGUCAGAAACCAGGGCUCCAGUUCUUCAAGAAUGUGGUGUUGGUGGCAUCUCCACAGGACCGCUAUGUUCCUUUCCACUCUGCACGAAUAGAGAUGUGCAAAACUGCUCUCAAAGACAGAACCACAGGACCUGUGUACACUGAGAUGAUCACCAACCUCCUGCAGCCACUGAUGGAGGCCAAAGAGUGUCGGCUGAUCCGCCAGAAUGUGUUUCAUGCUCUGCCCAACACAGCCAACACUCUGAUUGGCCGAGCAGCCCACAUCGCUGUCCUGGACUCCGAGCUUUUCCUCGAGAAGUUCUUCUUAGUGGCAGGACUCAACUACUUCAAAUGAAGGUGCUAGUGCUCCAGACUGACAGGACCAAAUCGGUUUGCGACUGGCAGAGCUAAUUUGAAGGAAAAGGUCCUUACCUUCACCUUGUAAAGUCUAUUUCAUGUAUAUAAUCCCUGGUACCGAAGAGGCAAGACGUGUAUAUCUCAUUCGUUCGGAUUGAUAGCAGAUAUUAAUAACGUCAUUGUGUAUUCGGACUGUUUAAAUUGCUAACUCAGAAGUCUGAGUUUGACGUGUUGCCGUGCAGGUUAUGAAUAACCUGUCAGCAGGCAUUUAACUGCAGUAGUUACAUUGAAGAGUGGGUUGGAACCUAUAGCAUCGCUGGUUGAUUGAAUUCUUCUGUAAAGGUUACACAGAUGGUUUUAAACUAUCCAUAGAAACGAGGCAACAGAUGCACAGCAUUUAUCCUCUGGAUUGUACAUGAAUUUUUUGUACAAUACAGACUGCCCUUUAUACAGAAAUUAGUAUAUUGUUUAAAGUUAUUUAUUUUGUAUCUGCUGAAGUAUCUACAGUGUAACUAGUCCAUCCAAAUGUGAUCUCUUGUGUGUUGUUAUCCUCAAAUCAUUAGAUCUGAAAAUCGGUGUUAAUAAUACUGUGCAGGAGGAGGUGUUAUGCUAUGUAGACUGUAAUUCAGUAUAGUGUAAAAAGGAAUACGCUUUUCAUACACUUACUUUUAGUUAUGUGUGUCUCGUUGACCCUGAUUUGCCAAGAUAGCUAAAGCUACAGUGAAAUGAGCCUUACGGUUUCAUUGACACCAAAGGCUCUGUGUUAGCUUUUGUUUUUUAACUGAUUGCGCUGACAAAACAGGCCGAUAGACUAAUUUCCAUAAUCAUUAUUCCAUAAUACUCUUUAAAUCAUGUUACACCUGUCAGGCUUUGCCUAAUCACCAGAAAAAUAUACAGUCUUUUUUCAAUUUUGAUCUGCUACUGCUAUGCCAAUUUUAGUACAUUGUGAUGAACAGAUGGUUAUGUAAUUUCUCGAGUUGGCAUCAAACCACUGCAGAAGACACGGGAGCAAUGUGCUGAUCAGACUUUGUCGCAGCUCAAACAAAAAUGAAGUGAUCUAGGAAGAUAUCUAAGUGGAAUAAUGCUAGCUCCAGAUGUUGGUUAAAAAAGCCUUAAAAAGACUUUGAUACCGUAGCCCUGCUUGUUCAGCUUUGCAUAAAUACAGUCUUAUAUAUUCAAACAGUAUAUUUAAUAUAUUUUUAAAAAGAUUUUAGGGUACGGGCUCACUGAUUUUAAACUUUGCCCAAAUCCAAUUAAGAGCAAGACGGACAGUACGCUAUGGUUAGCAUCUAUAAUCGGCUUCAUAUUAAAAAAAUGACUACAUAGUGGAUUUGAUAGUCAUGUACAGGAAUUUUUAGCAAUGUAAUAAAGAAAACCUAUUUGGUGAAAGACCUUGCCCUAUAGAGUGGAGCAAAGAUAAUGUAAUUUCGAAGGUCAACCUUGAAGAAUUUUAGCAAACGCUUAAUACUUUCAUAAACCGUCCAAUGGCAUUGAAGUAAAUCUCAGCACGAUAGCUAUGAAGAUAACCCAAGUGAUAAACAUGACUAAUUCCCAGAUUGCUCCUUGAAUCAAGUGAUGGCUAAGCAGAAGAAAUGCUUCAUCAUGUAAUCAACAGCAGAUUCACUGUUCAUAUAAUGUGAAAGAGAAAAUCCAUGAUGAUGUACAAUCUUAUGGUCUAAUGACCAUCAUUUUUCUAAUGAACGAAAUUAAUUUAAAAGAAAAUCCUCUCAACAAGGUUGGAUCGUUUGUAUAACUAUAACAUUUAUUAUUUUUUAAAUAGGGUGAAUCAGGGUGAUAUUGCUUUGUUUUCCUGGAAAACUGGAUUAUUUUACAUAGUGUGGACCUACUGCCAAGACUUUUUACUCACACAUUGUCAUUUUCCAUCAAUAAAGUUCAGUAUCAUGCAUGAUGGGAGCGGGGAAGCACUGUCAUAGCAGAGCCUGUCUCAUGUUUUCUAAAAUAUGUGCUCAUCUCAUCAGCUGAAUCAGAACUGUGUUGGGUAAAUUACUAUUACUUCUGCAUCCACAACCUUUGCUGUCACAUUCGAGCGUAACAGACAGGUUUUAACAGCAUAUGGAUGAGGACUGUUUCCUCAUCACUGUGCUGUCCAUCAAAUGUUUACAUUCUGGCAUCAGAGAACUGUUAUCAUAAACGUCUCAUAUCCAGCAGUGGCUGUGUAUCUGCUGCAUAUGCAGUCUUGUACAUAUUGAGAGCUGUAUUUAACCUUUGCACUGGUUUGAUGGAAAGUGCACUUUAUUGACAACCUUGUGUCAACCUCCAGUAGCUUAACAAAGUCCAAACAGCAUUUUCUUCCUGUGUGUGUGUGUUUUUUGUUUUGUUUUUACAUGCACUGCUUCUUUUGACAUCUAUAGGUUGUAAGAGACGACCUUGGCUGUCCGUCUCAGCCAUUGAAGCAUUGUAUCGUCCUCAAAGUGUGCUGUCUCCGAGAACAAGCGGUGACAUCGCUCUUUACUGUGUAGAGGCUGUUGUCGUGGCGCUGCAUGGUAAGCAGAGUGUCACCGUGAUUGACUCUAAUCAAAUGGGUUCCCUUAGGACGCCGAGAUAGUUCCCCCAAAGACACAAAGCAAAGCUGCAUAAGCAUCAUGCAUCAUGUCUCAACACACACUCACACACAUACACACACACAAAGCCCCCCACACACAUACACAUACUGUAUAUGAAUUAGGCUUUAAUUGUUGCUUCUCUUUCAAAUGUGUGUUUAGGCCCAUGUGUGUUUUCUGAAAGCGGUCAGCAGGAACUGAUGGAGGGAAAAAGUGUUUUUGGGAUUCAGAAUAGUGCAUUUGAGAGAAAAUAGAGGUUCUAAGUCCAGUUUUUUUUUAUGACUAAAUGUGUCUCAGAGAGUGUUAAGUGUACAUCAAACCUGCUGUCAUAACAGACUGAAGUCAGAUGUGAUCCAUGAAUACAGUAGAUCCUUGAAAGUGCUGUCAAGCUUCAUAAUAGCUAACUUGAACCUUUUUGUAUUUGAUUGCCCUUUACUGAAGGUCAUGUUCAUUUGUGGUGUGUGAGUGUGUGUGUGUGUGUGUGUGUGUGUGUGUGUGUGUGUGUAUGUGUGUGUGUGUGUGUGUGUGUUAGAUGAAGGACGGUGUGUAAUAUCUGAAUGAAAGGAGAUGUGUGAUCCUUGUCUGCUCGUUGCCGGAGCCUCAUUCAUGUGUUUGAACUGAAAGUAAAAGAAAAAUUUGACAUCACUGUGAGGAACGUGUGUUUGCAGAAUGUAUACCAUGUACAGUAAAUACUACUUCAUCUGUGCCAAUACUAAUAUUUUUCUAUGUUGCUGACUGUACUGUAUGUACUCCUUAGUAGCUUGUGUUCUAUGUAAAAUUAUAAAUACAGAUAUAUAUAGCAUAGCAUUAUUAUAACGAUAGUAUGGUACAAUAAAAA
Platichthys flesus (European flounder) is the source of this 7442-nucleotide messenger RNA. It is a transcript of the gene fam135b, whose product is annotated as family with sequence similarity 135 member B. The transcript is spliced from 18 exons. Bases 1 to 4041 code for a protein of 1346 amino acids. The record is from RefSeq and is a predicted model, not a curated record. NCBI's taxonomy places the organism in Eukaryota, Metazoa, Chordata, Actinopteri, Pleuronectiformes, Pleuronectidae.